Messenger RNA from Symsagittifera roscoffensis, 1039 nucleotides. RefSeq names its product cyclin-dependent-like kinase 5. The record is from RefSeq and is a predicted model, not a curated record. Gene Ontology annotation, biological process: neuron apoptotic process; protein phosphorylation; axonogenesis. Gene Ontology annotation, molecular function: ATP binding; cyclin-dependent protein serine/threonine kinase activity. Bases 31 to 900 code for a protein of 289 amino acids. NCBI's taxonomy places the organism in Eukaryota, Metazoa, Xenacoelomorpha, Acoela, Convolutidae. Gene Ontology annotation, cellular component: cytoplasm; nucleus. The transcript has 3 exons.
UUCAGAUAGAAAACGUAUGAAGCCAGCAAUAUGUCUGCCAAAUUCGAAAGGCUAGAAAAAAUUGGCGAGGGUACAUAUGGCACUGUUUAUAAAGCCCGUAAUCGAGACACGCAGGCGAUUGUUGCUCUGAAACGUGUCAGACUAGAUGAAGACGAUGAAGGUGUUCCUAGCAGUGCAUUACGGGAAAUAUGUCUCCUGAAAGAACUUCGACAUGUUAACAUAGUCAGGCUUCACGACGUUCUCCAUAGUGAUAAAAAGUUGACUCUAGUUUUUGAGUUCUGCGAACAGGACCUGAAGAAGUAUUUCGACAGCCUGAACGGAGAAGCAAUGGAUCAAAAUACAGUAAAAUCGUUCUUCAAGCAGUUGUUACGAGGUUUGGCCUUCUGUCAUGAACAUAACGUUCUCCACAGGGACCUAAAACCCCAAAAUUUGUUGAUCAAUAAAGCAGGAGAGCUGAAACUAGCAGAUUUUGGCCUGGCUCGUGCUUUUGGAAUCCCAGUAAGGUGCUAUAGCUCUGAAGUGGUAACACUGUGGUACAGACCUCCAGAUGUUUUGUUUGGAGCCAAAAUUUACAACACUUCAAUAGAUGUAUGGUCGGCUGGCUGCAUAUUCGCUGAAAUGGCAAAUUCAGGAAGGCCACUUUUUCCAGGGAACGACGUUGAUGACCAAUUACGAAGAAUCUUCAAAUUACUAGGAUCACCGACUGACGAAAAUUGGCCCGGUGUUGCCAAGUUUCCAGAGUUUAAACCAUUUGGACCUUUCAACCCGUGCAAUGAUAUUAGUUCUGCAGUGCCUAAGUUGAACUCUAAAGGGGUAGAUCUCUUAGUCCAGCUUCUGGUCUGUAAUCCAAGCUUAAGACUGUCUUCAUCAGAUGCUCUAAGUCAUUCCUAUUUCGAUUGAUAUUUUCAUCAAUUGUUUGCUGCUGCCUGUUAAUUUGAGAAAUUUAUUAUCGUGUUGAAAUAAAAUAAGAUCUAUAAUUAUCGCACUGCCAGUGUUUGUAUUUAUAAUAAGCUGUUUAGAAUUUUAUUUCGUGCAUCAU